CUUUCGGCUUGCAAUAAAACUUUAAAAGAAAGUAAAAGAAAAAAAGGGAUUAAAGUUUGCUCCAGAUGGAGGCAUUGUUCCCACCGGAAAUGGACCAUACAGGAAGUAGGAUAGCCCUUGGAGCCAGAAGAAUAUGGACCACCAUGCCCUACAACCUGAAAGAAAGUGAGUCACACAGAAGGGGAGCCCUCUUUGAGUAGAAAGCAAGCAAAACAAAAGGGCAAAACCCAGCACUUUAUAGUUUUUCUCCCGUACCAAGCAAGCAUAUAUGCCUAACAAAAAUAAUACAGAAACCACUUACUCUCCCCAAACACACUUCCCUCACAUCUUUCCCCAUUUACGCUUCUUCCUUGACACUUAUGUUGCUCCCUGACAGUAAAAAGUAGUGCAUAUAGAUAAAAAAUCGUCUGAGGUGCGAAAAUAAAUUUGAGUUUCCCACUUUAAGGCCAACCUUCUUUGUUCCCUUUUUCUUUCCAGACAUUCCCAGGCUACUAAAACUUCCCUAUAUAAGUUUCUCACAACUAACAAGUGUUACUUUGUGAUCUUAGACGGUCUGUAUAGAGAGAGAGGCUGAACUAGAAGAAGCUGCCAUGAAACUAGGUCUCCAUCCUAUGGAAUGUAGAAGAAAUUGUAAGAGAUUGUGGAUUCUGCUUCUCUAUGUCUCUAUUGCAGCUACCCUCUUCAAUAACUGUGAUGCAAGGAGAUCAAGGCAAUUGUUCAAGUUUGAAGGUGCCACUCAUCCAAGUUCAAACAUCAAAGGCACAAAGACGCUAAGAUUAUCAAACCACUUGGAUGUAGAUCCAUCUUUAGAUUCCACUAAUUCCCUACCCUAUGGUGUAAGUUCACCUUUCACUUUGCCACCUUUUGAUUCCUUAGGACCAAUUCCAUUGCCUGAAAAUACCCCUCCGGUUUGUGUAUUUCCACCUUCCACCCCACUACCCCCUUCUACAACCACUCCAACCCCUGUGGUCUAUUAUGCACAGCCACCCCCACCACCCCCUUCAGAAUUCCCACCCAUUUUUCCCAACCCAAGCCCAUCUGGUACAAUCCCUAACCCACCUGAAUAUGCCCCGACUCCAAAUCCACCAGAAUAUGGGCCUAGCCCACCAGGAACUGUUCCGAGUCCUCCAGAAAUAGUACCAAGUCCACCAGAAUACAUCCCUAACCCACCUGAGUCCGCACCUAGCCCACCAGAAUACAUCCCCAAUCCACCUGAGUCCGCACCAAGUCCUCCAGAAUACAUCCCUAGCCCACCUGAGUCCGCACCAAGCCCACCUGAAUAUAUCCCUAGCCCACCUGAGUCUGUACCAAGCCCACCUGAAUAUGAGCCCAGUCCCCCGGGUUUUGUUCCAAGCCCACCUGAAUAUGAGCCUAGUCCCCCAGGUAUUGUUCCUAGUCCACCUGAGUAUGUUCCAAGUCCUGGCGGAAUUGUUCCGAAUCCACCUGUGUUUCUACCACCGGUUGUGUACCCUCUCCCACAUGUACCACCCCCUCCAUAUACAGCACCUGUAAAACGUCUGUGGUGCGUUGCUAAGCCGGCAGUCCCUGAUCCGAUCAUUCAAGAAGCCAUGAAUUAUGCUUGUGGAUCUGGAGCUGACUGUAGUUCAAUUCAGCCUGAUGGAACCUGUUUCAAGCCUGAUACAUUGUUCGCGCAUGCUUCUUAUGCUUUCAACAGUUUCUGGCAAAGAACGAAAUUAGCUGGAGGCACUUGCGAUUUUGGAGGAGUAGCCAUACUGAUCAGUGUGGAUCCAAGUUAUGAUGGGUGCCAUUUCCUCAACUUCUGAUUAUUGAAACAAUGGAAGCCAUUAUUCGGUUAUAGCUUCUUUUGGAGAUUAAAUAAAGGUUUUUUGUAAAGAAAUCAUCACUUUUUCCCCCAUGAAAUAUUCUCUAGAGUCUUAUACAUGAAUUUUGCAAUCAAAGUUCCAAUGAUAUACAAAAUUAUUUUUUAAGAGAGGAUGUCAUAAGGAGUGAGGUCUCCUAGGGUUUUGGCUUCGGAUUGGGACAUAAAUUUUUCUUCUUUUGUAUUUGUGGACCUACUUCAGCCUCUCUGCCAUCAGAUGUAUAAACUGCAUUGCAGUAAUCAGACUAUAUAUUACUUAAUUACAUGUUAGCAA
Macadamia integrifolia is the source of this 2114-nucleotide messenger RNA. RefSeq names its product extensin-like. The record is from RefSeq and is a predicted model, not a curated record. Bases 591 to 1784 code for a protein of 397 amino acids. The transcript is spliced from 3 exons. Lineage: Eukaryota; Viridiplantae; Streptophyta; Magnoliopsida; Proteales; Proteaceae.